Messenger RNA from Engraulis encrasicolus (European anchovy), 1804 nucleotides. It is a transcript of the gene zmat5, whose product is annotated as zinc finger, matrin-type 5. Gene Ontology annotation, molecular function: zinc ion binding. NCBI's taxonomy places the organism in Eukaryota, Metazoa, Chordata, Actinopteri, Clupeiformes, Engraulidae. Gene Ontology annotation, cellular component: U12-type spliceosomal complex. Bases 232 to 771 code for a protein of 179 amino acids. The transcript has 5 exons. The record is from RefSeq and is a predicted model, not a curated record.
GGAAUCGUGCAUUUUAGCAUAGCCUCUCUACUUCUAUAAACCCUCUCUGAUUUUAGCUAGCAAGCAAGCAAUAUAAACACGUUGCCCUCUUGUAUUUCCGUGGUUUCACCAGAAGAGUUGAUGUAUUGCUUGUCCAAAUUUUCACGAAAUAGUUCUCCAUAGCUCGCUUUCUUACACUAUUUUCCUCCAGCCACUUUUAGCAAAGUUACCUGUGUGCAACCGAGAACUACCAUGGGGAGGCGGUACUACUGUGACUACUGUGACCGAAGUUUUCAGGAUAAUAUGCAUAAUAGGAAAAAGCAUUUAAAUGGUGUCCAACAUCACAGAGCGAAGAAGGCAUGGUUCGAAAAUUUCAGAGAUGCCGCAGCCAUUCUUGCAGAUGAGCUGUCAAAACAGCCAUGUAGGAAAUUCCUUCAUUCAGGGCAAUGUGUGUUUGGACCAAACUGUCGUUUUUCCCACAUGACUGAGCGAGACAUGGAGCAUUUGAAGCAAUUGGCUGCAGGUCAUGACAGCAGGGGCCCCAAGGCUGCGUCUGGGAAGAGCGGGGCCGUCUCCGAGCCGUCGAUGGACGAGUGGCUGGUCAAGAGGGAGAAGAGGAGGGCCGCCCAAGGCAGCGGCAGUGCCCUGAACGAUGAGGAUGAGGAGGACGAUGAGAAGCCCCUGCCUCUGGACCUUCCUCUGCACUUCCUCUCCAUCCCAGACCUCCCGCCCUCACUACUGCCCCCGCCCCCUGGUGGCUGGACCACCGCACUGCAGUCUCAGUGGGGAUGAAGACUACAGUACAUGCCAAUCAACAAACCACCCUUGGUUGUCCUUGGUUGUUGUGGGCAGGGCAUAUGCUGUGCAAGACUUUCUUGGAGUGGUGAUGUAACUGCUUUGCCAAAGUUGAUGUUUCUCCAAAGCAUGUUCACGAUGGACUCAAUUCCCUUUUACCAUCUUGUGUGGAAGAAGAAGGGGAUUGUCCCCUAAGACUGCCUGUAACAGAACUUUAGGAAAUAUCUUAGUCGCAGGCAGCAAAGCUCCAUGAGGUGUUUUGUCUGUUUAGACAUUCUUUUUCAGAUGUGAUAUCGUGCCCAGGCAGCAGAGCUCUGCGGUUUGAUUCAUGCGGUUUAAUAACCUGCCGCCAUCAUCGUGUGCAGAGGAUGAGGUAGAGGCUCUCUCUCGCUCUCUCUCACUCUCGCUCUCUCUCUUUCGUUUUCUCUCUUUCUCUCUCUCCAUCUCUGCAGCGCUGUACAGUCUCGUCCCUCAUUCUCACAUUCAUUCUUUUCUCUUUAUCGCUCUCUAUCUCAUUCUCUCUCUAUCUCUCUCUAUCUCUGUCUCUAUUCAACAUACCGUUGUUUUUUUUGUCAUAAAGCUGCAAUCAGGAAACUUUGCAAAUCAUCUCUCUUGCUCUCUCUGCAGCGUUUUAGUCUUCUGAGGAGCCUUGUAGAUACUGCAGAGAGAGAGAGAGAGAGAGAGAGAGAGAGAGAGAGAGAGAGAGAGAGAGAGAGAGAGAGAGAGAGAGAGAGAGAGAGAGAGAGAGAGAGAGAGAGAGAGAGAGAGAGAGAGAGAGAGAGAGAGACUUUCUGAUCUGGAUGGGCCACGCGUCCUGAGGAUCUAUGCCACAUUAGCAUUUUCAUUGCAUAACAAUUACAUUGAGUUUGUUACAGGGAUUUUUAUUUUAUUUAUUUAUUUUUUUGGCAGAAAAGUCGUUUUUUUCCCCGCUUUGAUGAAUUAUUCAAUUUUUAUAAGUUUCCUCCCCUGUCUUGCUGUGUAUUGCAAUUAAAUUACUGCCGAAACGAAUAAGUCUGUACGCCUCUGUGUA